AUGUGUACGUGUUCGGACAUAUGCUUUACAGCUGGUAGGGUUAGUUGUUAUCAGAGUAAUCCAGAACUUGUUCAUUGGCAAGCUGUGAAGCGGAUCCUUCGAUACCUACGAGGGACCACAGACCUCAUGCUCACCUACAGUGGUUCAGAUUUGAGAAUGAGAGGCUAUAGUGAUGUUGAUUGGGCCAGUGAUAAAGACGAGCGUAAAUCCACCUCAGGGUAUGCAUUUGUUCUAGGAGACGGGGCUAUUACUUGUUGCAGCAAGAAACAGACCUACAUUGCCCUAUCCAUGAUGGAGUCAGAGUAUGUCGCAUGUUUAGCAGCAGUUCAGGAAGCCGUUUGGCUCAGGAGUUUCUUGCAGAGACUUAGUGUUUCUUCCAUUCAGACGACGUUGUACUUAUACAUUGUGACGGUACAGCCUUUCCCAUGGGCUUUUACAAAAGACCCCAAGUUUCAUGGGAAGGCCAAACACAUUGAUAUUCGAUAUCAUUACACUCGGGACAUGGUUGCGCAAGGUGAAGUGGUCCUGAAGCAUAUCUCCACUUACAAUAUGCUGGUUGAUCCUUUGACAAAGCCCAUCGCUCGAGAUGUUUACCUUGUUCACAUUAGGAACUUGGGACUGAGACGGAAUUGA
Messenger RNA from Telopea speciosissima, 633 nucleotides. RefSeq names its product secreted RxLR effector protein 161-like. The record is from RefSeq and is a predicted model, not a curated record. The coding region runs from base 1 to 633 and encodes 210 amino acids. The transcript has a single exon. Lineage: Eukaryota; Viridiplantae; Streptophyta; Magnoliopsida; Proteales; Proteaceae.